UCCUUCUCCAUUUUCUGAUAUUAGUUAUUUGACUAGCAUUUAAUGUAUUAUUAUUAUUAUUAUUGUUAUUACUAUUUCUAUUUUUAUUAUUAUUUUUGUGUUAGCGUUGCAAAGCUAUAACCAAGAUAAAUAUCUACAUAGCAAGCUUUAUUCCAGACACUAAAAUGGCUGACAGCGGGGAAGAGAAGUUACUUGCUGUGGCGCGCCACAUAGCGAAGACGCUGGGGAACGACAAUCGAACCGUUGCAGAAGACAUACUCAAAAUAUUCUCAAACUUCGAUGCUCGAUUCUCCAAGGAGAAGCUUUCUGAUCCACUGGGCUGCGCCGCACUGGAACAGACCCUCAACUCACUCGAUGAACGCAUCUCGCGCCACGUGUCCUCACGCAAUAACAACGACAACAGCCAGGCAAUCUUUUCCGUCAACACCGCCGCGUUCCUCGCUUCGGUCGACGAGCUCACCGCCACCGUCAACAGAUGGAAGCCUCUCGCCGCGGAUGAGACCGUAGGCGCGUGCCUCUCACGUGCUGACGAGAUGCUCCGUCGGGCUAUGGUCCUAGCAGAAGACGAGUUCCGCUCACUCAUGGAUGAGUCAAUUCGGAACACGUCGUUUGACUCGGACGACGGAGGCGAAUUUGAAAGAGACGAUGAGAGUUGCGGCAACGGCGUUGAGGAUCAUCGAAUUCCAGCGGCGGAACGGGUUUCUGAGGACGAUGUGGUGAUUGAUGUGUUGCCAGCAGGUACGGUGAUCGAUCUCCGGGAGAUAGCGACGCGCAUGGUGGCGGCGGGGUUCGGCGACUCGUGCGCGCGCGUGUACGGUGGUUGCCGGAGGGAGUUCUUAGAAGAGAGCUUCUCGAGGUUAGGGUUUCGGAAUCUUUGCGCUUCGGAGAUUCAGGAGAUGCCAUGGCAGGUUCUUGAAGACGAGAUCGAGCGUUGGAUCAACGCCUCCAACGUCUCACUCAGGAUCCUUUUCCCCAGCGAGCGCCGGCUGUGCGAUCGCGUAUUCUCCGGCGGUUCCGCCGCCGAUAUCGCGUUCGGUGAGGUCUGCCGCGAACCUGUGACACAACUGCUGAGGUUUGCCGACGCCGUCGCGAGUCACAGCCGCUCGCCGGAUCAGUUGUUCCGAAUCCUCCACGUGUUCGACACAAUGCGUGAACUAAUUCCUGAAUUCGCAUCGCUCUUCUCUGAUUCACAAUGUGAGACGGAAGCAAUUGAAGUUUGGAAGCGAUUGGGGGAAGCGAUCAAGGAAAUUUUUGUGGAAUUGGAAAACCUGAUUCGCCAAGAUCCGGCAAAGGCGGCAGUUCACGGCGGUGGGCUUCACCCUAUCACUAAAUAUGUAGUGAAUUACCUUGUGGCCGCGUCCCAGUCACGGCGAACCUUGGAACUAGUUUUCCAAGGCGAUUUUCUUCCAUUGAAGGAUUUCAUCACUAUGGUUGAUGAUAAUAAGCAUCAAUCUGAUUCUCAUUUUUGUGUUCAAUUGUGUGGGAUAAUGGACUUGUUAGAGAGCAAUUUGGAAGCCAAGUCCAAAAUCUACAAGGACCUUGCAUUGUGCUCUGUUUUCAUGAUGAAUAAUUUGAGGUACAUUGUUCAGAAGGCGAAAACCAGCGAAUUGGGUUCCGUUUUAGGUGAUGAUUGGAUCCGAAAGCACACUGCGAAAAUUCGGAGAUUUCAUGUGAGCUACCAGAGGAGUUCAUGGAGCAAGGUGGUGGGGUUCUUGAAGGUUGAGACAAGUGAGGUGACAAUGGCAGCAGGGUCUAGUGUCGUUGUUGAGGUAAAGGCUAUGAAGGAGAAGCUGAAGAUGUUCAACUUGCACUUUGAGGAGAUUUGUAGGGUUCAAUCUCAUUGGGUUGUGUUUGAUGAGCAGCUUAGGGAGGAAAUCAGAAUUGCACUGGAGAAGAUCUUGUUGCCUGCCUAUGGAAGCUUCAUUGGAAGGUUCCAUAAUGUUCCGGAACUCAGCAAGUACGUUGACAAGUAUGUAAAGUAUGGGGUGGAUGACAUUGGAGAUCGGCUUAACGAUUUGUUUCAGGGAGAAAACAGCGUAUUAGAAGUUUCACAUCGCUUUAAGAUAUGGCUAUGAGCAAGUCAAGGUAUAAAAUAGAGGGACCCUUUUUAUGUAUGUAUGAAUCUGGUAGUGUAAUUAGAUAUACAAAGUUUUGGAUGUCACAAAUUGCAGUCCUAGACUCCUAGAGUACUUGUGAUCUCAUCAUACAUGUAUACUAGUAUACCAUUGUUGGCUUUUUUGCUCAGAAAUUAUUGUAUAUACAUUAUAUUUCUUAUAAA
This is a messenger RNA of Arachis duranensis, 2278 nucleotides long. Its product is annotated as exocyst complex component EXO70B1. The coding region runs from base 165 to 2075 and encodes 636 amino acids. Gene Ontology annotation, cellular component: exocyst. Lineage: Eukaryota; Viridiplantae; Streptophyta; Magnoliopsida; Fabales; Fabaceae. The record is from RefSeq and is a predicted model, not a curated record. Gene Ontology annotation, biological process: exocytosis. Gene Ontology annotation, molecular function: phosphatidylinositol-4,5-bisphosphate binding. The transcript has a single exon.